Oncorhynchus nerka (sockeye salmon) is the source of this 2390-nucleotide messenger RNA. RefSeq names its product inositol 1,4,5-trisphosphate receptor-interacting protein-like 2. The record is from RefSeq and is a predicted model, not a curated record. NCBI's taxonomy places the organism in Eukaryota, Metazoa, Chordata, Actinopteri, Salmoniformes, Salmonidae.
GAAGAGAGAGAGGGAACGAGAAGAGAGAGAGGGAACGAGAAGAGAGAGCGGGAACGAGAAGAGAGAGAGAGAGUGAGAGAGAGAGGAGGAUGAGUGUGUACACUCUGAACCUGCGGGUGUUCUGGCCUCUGUUGACCUGUGUGUUGACAGGUCUGGUUUUCCACCACCACAUAACCCACUGGCUAAGCCCAGAAUCAAGCCCAGAAUCAGGCCCCGAUCCUGGGUACGAGGCUGGGACAGAGCCCUGCUCUGACCAGGGCCCUCCUGUCUUUUUCUCACUCAUCAAACUACUGCUGGCCUGUGUCCUCUGCUACCUCUUCAUAAGGUACUGCUCCACCCACCCAGGGGGGCCCCAGAGGGUGCCUCUCGAGGCCGCUGACGCGGCUCUGAAAUCGGGUUGGUCUCGUCGAGAGGUCCUGGAGGACUACUACGAGCGCUGGGUGCGUCUGUCUCCUCACGUCCUGGGGCACAGCAAGGCCCACGUGGCCAAACUGGUCGGGGAGCUGGUCAGAGCCGGACGUGCCACUGGAGGUAUCCCAGAGUCCUCUCUGGCGUUCCGGGGAGACUUCCUGCAGGUGGGCAGUUCAUACGAGGAGCACAAGGUGGGCGCUCCAGACUACUAUGACAUUCUGGUACCUCUGAAGAUACCCCGAGACCUGAGACUGGAGCCACGAGUAUACAGGGGGGAGAGGAGGGGGGAGGAGAAGGAGAAGGAGGACGAGAGAGGAGAGGAGAAAGGGGAGGGCAAGAGGGAUGUGAGGGGUGAGGAGAAAAAAGAGAAGGGGGACAAGAGAGGGGAGGUUAAAGAGAAUGGGAGGAGGUCGGGGAAGGGGAGGGCAAGGAGGAUGUCGGGGAAGGGGGAGGGCAAGGAGGAUGUGAGGGAGCAGAGGGGGGAGGAGCAGACAGAGGUCCAAGAAGAAGGGAAGGAAGUCUUGAAGGACGAGGUGAAGGAAGAGAUGAAAGGGGAAAGCUCAGAGGACAGUGGGUGGAGCGGCGUGCCGCGGUGCAGUCUAGAGACUCCUCGCCGUGGGGACUGGCUACGAAAACACCGCAACUUCACUGACACCUUUUUACGAAUGCACCCUUCUCGGGGCUCGCCCGAAAGGUCAUCGAGCUCAUUGUCAGGGGUCACGGCAGUGUCAGGAGGAGGAGGAGGAGGAGGGGGCGGAGUCUAUCGCCUGACCCCGGACUCCGUCCUCCGUUGGUUCUACCCGGCGGUCCAGCGUUGCCUAGCAACCGUGCGCUACCCUUUCGAGCAACGCUGUACGCUGAGUCUGGCACUCGCCGACGACCGUGUGCAGCUCCGCCUCACACCGCGUUCCGACUACGUCUGCUGUCACAUCUCCAUGGCAAUACGGCUCCUCCCUGCCAUCCCCCUCGGAGACGGGGUCUACCUGGUUCCCAUGGAAACGACGGCCUCAGCGGCGAUGUCAAAUACAGAACCAGCAGAGCGAGAGAGGGACCUGUGGACUUUGUUCUUCCCCCUUAAUAGGGAGCAGCGUCUGCUGGGCUGGCUGUGGCCGCCACCACAGCCCUCCUGCCACCUCAAGGUGCUCCAGCUGACCAAGGCCCUGCGUGACCUGGGUGGCCAGGCACUGGACAGCCACCGGGGGGCACUCUGGAGGUCAGUCCUCUCCUCCUACACGCUGAAGACGGCCUGGCUGCGUCUGCUACUCAGCUCUCCUGCAGAGGCCUGGGAGGAUCGCCACCUGGUGGCCAGGAUGGAGGAGCUGGUCCGCAGCCUGAGGGAGAGCCUCCAGAACCGGGCUCUGAAUCACCUCUUCUUGGGGAGCGACAGCAGCUCCAUCUUACCUGACUCUGUGGCUCUACCUAAGUUGGUCAAGGAGGCGGUGGGAGCUCCAGUGGAGGGUCCAGGGGGAUGUUUGGGGGGUUCGACGGGGAACCUCUGGGCAGGUGUGGACCCAGCCUCGUUGGACCUAGUGUCUGGCCGGUUGGCGUAUGCCUGGAGCCAUCUCCACCGGCUGAUCAGGUUGGGCCGACCCCAGAGGAGUAGCUUGGGGCUGGGCAGGACAGGCAACAUAAACUGCCAGCAUCUGCAACCUGGAGAAUAACACACUUAACGGAGGUUCACAGCUAAUAUCCUCCAAAAACGAGUCAAACAGACAGAUACAUAGACAGACGGGAUGGAUAAAACACCAGGCUACUUGCACAUCCAAUGGUUGUACAGGAGCUACUGGUCUAGAAUAAAAUGAAAGCCUAUAACAGUGAUGGGACGAUCUCUGAGUCAUCCCUCUUAACCAGUCACGAAUGGAAAUCAUAGGGAAUGUGUGAAUUUUGUAAUUUAUGAAUUUGUAAUUUAUGAAUUUGUAAUGAAUACAUGUGUAAUUCUUCCCUGGUACCUAAUGAAUGAGGUUUCAUUCAAAACCAGA